UUUGAAAGCAACUUCCGAAUUCAGUUGAGAAAAUUUCUUCAGAUUGUGCGGUCAGGAUUUUCUCCGGUCCACAAGCGAAAAAAAGUAAAUUACUGUGCACAAUGUGGGGUAUUGGAAUUUUGGCGGUAAUUUUGUGGCCCGUGGUGGUGUUGUCUGCCAGCGUGGAUUUAUUUGCGGGCAUUGGCAGCCGUUUGCAAAAAGGCUCUGAAAUGUUGAAAUACAUGAAUAUGUCAGUGGAUCCCUGCGAGGAUUUUUAUGAAUUCACCUGUGGCAAUUGGAAUCGUUAUCACUCAGCAGCAUCGGGAGAUACCACAACGACAGGUCUGCUGGAGAAUUUACAAAAGUCGUUGAGUGAAAAGUUAAUGGAAAUUUUGGUCACCCCCGAACGGGAGGACACCAAGGUGGAUCGUAAGGUAAAGGACUUCUAUAGAUCCUGUUUGAAUUUGGGGGCCUUGAAAAAUGAUUACGCUCACAAACUGCGGGAAUUAAUUGGAGAGUUUGGUCAAAUGCCGGCCUUAGCAGGUGCAGCAUGGCAAGAGGAGCGAUUUGAUUGGCUGGAGGUUGUGGCCAAGAUUGCCUACAAAUAUGGCAUAGGCAUCCUCACACCGGCUGAGGUAAGCGGAGAUCUGGUGGAUGAUCGUCAAAAUCGUUUGUAUUUGAGAACGGCUGAAUUGUCACUGGGUAGUCGUAAUGUUUAUUUGGACAAGGGCAGUUCGCAACUCUUACAAGGCAUAACAAUUGUGGUCUACUCACGGCUCUCGGAUUUCCUAGACAUGGAGGUGGAAUUGGCCAAGAGGACGGCAAAGGAAAUUAUUGAUUUCGAAAUUGCCUUGGCGCGGGGCAUUGAUGACAUCAACAGUGUCAGUGAUUACAGGGAAGUGAUUGCCUUGGAUACCAUAGACGCCUUGGAGCAAAAAUAUGCCGGUCAGUUGGAUAUCAAGAAAUUAAUGUAUCUCUCCUUUGGCACCCUGCCCAAUCUUAGGGUGUAUUCAAAUCCAAAAUAUAUCAAACAUCUGAUAGAGCUAAUGCGCACCACGCCCCGCCGAAUAGUGGCCAAUUAUAUUUUCUAUAAUCUCAUCAAAAAGUUUCUUGUGGAGGUACCCAAGACGGAGACAAAACUGCAGAAGAACUGCCUGAAGGGCAUGAAACCGCAUUUCUUUAAAAUAUUCGACAACAUAAUCUAUCGCCGUUUUAUGUCGCGGGAAAUCGAGCAGGGCAUUCAUAGCAUGUGGGAGGAAAUUAAGCACACCUUCAAACUAACUCUGGCCUCGGAUAAGUAUCAAUGGAUCGAUGCAGUGACCCGGCUCUAUGCCAUCGAAAAGGUCAAGGCCAUGAAAAUGGAUAUUGUCUCGUACAAGAACUACGAUUUCCAAGCGGCAUUUGGUGAUCUGAAUGUCAAUGAUCAUGAUUAUGUGGAAAAUCUAAAAUCUCUGCACGCCCUGGCCUCCAAACGCCACCGUGAGUCGAUAACAAAACCUCCCAAACCCCUCGAACUGGGCGAAGAGCUUUCCAUCUCACCGGCUAAUGUUCUAAAUGAGAACAUGGUCAAGGUACCCGUGUCCAUGCUGCAACCCUAUCAGGUAUGGUCCACCCAGUUCCCAAAUGCCUUUAACUAUGCCGUCUUGGGGGCUCUGCUCUCCCACGAACUCAUUCAUGGCUUCGAUGAUGCCGGCCGCGGCUAUGACAUCAACGGCAAACCCUUGCAAUGGUGGGAUCUACUCUCUUCGAUCUACUUCAAGGAACGCUCACAAUGUUUCAACGAACAAUACCAUGGCUAUGUUUUCCAGAAUCGCCGUCUCCCCUACAUGUCACAAGAUGAAAACAUUGCCGACAAUGGUGGGGUACGUCUGGCCUAUAAUGCCUAUUUGAAUUGGUAUCGUGAGGCGGAGCAAAAGAAUCCUCAACAAAUUUCCGAAACAAUGCCGGGUCUUAAUUUUAGCGAUAAGAAGCUGUUCUUCGUCAGCUAUGGCCAGUUGUGGUGUGGGGAUAUUAAUCCGCUGAUACGUCAAUUCCAAGAAUCCACAGAUGCCCAUGUUCCAGACAAGUUUCGUGUCAUUGGUCCCCUUUCGAAUUUCGAUGAGUUUUCCAAGGUAUUCGAGUGUCGGCCGGGUAGCGGCAUGAAUCCCAUAAAGAAAUGUGAAAUUUAUUGAUUUAAAAAUAAUUUUUUUAAGUGCCAUUGUUUUUUGUUGAUUUAGUUGUUUAUUUAAUUUUAAGGACUUCAUUUAAAUUG
Molecule: messenger RNA, 2230 nt
Organism: Musca domestica (house fly)
Lineage: Eukaryota; Metazoa; Arthropoda; Insecta; Diptera; Muscidae
Product: neprilysin-4-like
Exons: 1
Coding region: 102-2150 (682 amino acids)
Biological process (GO): protein processing
Cellular component (GO): plasma membrane
Molecular function (GO): metalloendopeptidase activity
Source: RefSeq, a predicted model, not a curated record